Molecule: messenger RNA, 342 nt
Organism: Rotaria socialis
Lineage: Eukaryota; Metazoa; Rotifera; Eurotatoria; Philodinida; Philodinidae
Source: the annotation of a GenBank genome assembly
AUGGACUUUUUCCACGUAUUGAAUAAUCUUCAAAGUAAACUACUGAAUUUAACAGUAGGACAACUACCAAAACGAAAACAGUAUACACUUAAAGAUGUUUCCGCACAUUGUACUGAAACAGAUUGUUGGAUGGUAAUACGAGAUCGCGUUUAUGAUUUAACAGAUUUUAUGCGAGAACAUCCAGCUGGCUCUGACAUAAUGCUUGAAUAUGCUGGAACAGAUGCAACUACGGCAUUCUCUGACAAACCUCAUAGUUUAGAUGCAUGGGUUAUAUUAGAAAAAUAUUUAAUAGGCGAAUUAGUGCCAGAAGAACGGAUGUUUGAUGAUGAUUAUUCAUCUUAG